Spodoptera littoralis (African cotton leafworm) is the source of this 1260-nucleotide messenger RNA. Lineage: Eukaryota; Metazoa; Arthropoda; Insecta; Lepidoptera; Noctuidae. The record is from the annotation of a GenBank genome assembly.
AUGGCUCAAUACAAGUUUGAAGGUGAUUUUGAAAAUAUAACUGAAACGCAAUUGGAUUUUAUUAAUAAAGUGGUACAAGAACAGAAUUUAGAUGUCGAUAGAGUCGUGUUUCUUCCUGUUGGAAAACCUGGUGAUAAUUUUGGAUCAAACGUGAAAAGAAUUAGUAUAGAAGGUAAGAAAGGAAUCAUGAGAAUGAUUGUCAAAAUAGCACCGACAGAUGAAGUUCAACGCCAGAUGUCCUUAACUGAAAUUCUAUUUAAAAAUGAACACUUCAUGUAUAUGAAAGUGCUACCAAAAUUUUUGUCUCUACAACGACAUACACUUGACCUGCAAACACCAGAGGAAGACAUGCUACGAUUCGCAAGAUGUUACGGAUCUUUCACUGAAGCACCCAACGAGGUCAUAAUUUUGGAAGAUUUAUGCGAAUCGAAACACGUAAUGUUGGACAAGUUUCAGCCACUGACUUCUGAAUGUAUGCAGAGUGUCCUAAAGUCCUUAGCAGCUUUUCAUACUCUUUCGUAUGCAUUGAAGCAGCAAGAACCAGAAACAUUUGCUUAUUACAAAAGUGAAUUAGUAGAUGUGUGGGGUCUAAUGGCUCACAAUCCAGAAUUCAAAACGCAUACUGAAACUUUUAUAGGAGUAAUCCAGGCAAUACUAGAUGGUGAUGAUAAUAAAAAAGUAGUGAAAGAUAAACUGUCUGAUAUAGUUCAGCUAAUAAUCAAAUUAGCUAAAUGGGAACAGAAUAAUAAACAUUCUGUGAUUCUUCAAGGUGAUGCGUGGACAAACAAUAUCAUGUUCAAAAUUUGGGAUGACAAAGUUCAGACAAUCAUGAUCGAUUUCCAAGGAUCAGCCAACAGUAACCCAAUGGUGGACGUCCUCUACGCAAUCUUCAACUGCAGCGAUAGGAAUACCAGAGCACGUCACUACUACGUCUGGUUAGACUACUACUAUUUAGAAUUAGACAAAUCUUUAUCAAACUUUGGUCUGAAAUCCAAUUACAUCUAUCCGAGAGACCAAAUGGAUGCGGAUAUGAAGAGAUACGGAAAACUUAUAUUUGGAAUGUCAGUAAUGUUAGCUAAUAUUCUAAUGAGGGAUACAAAUGAGGCAUCAGAACUUAUGGAAGCAAUGAAUACUACAACUGAUAUGAAUGAACUAAUGGAGUCUAUGGGAAACCAAACAUUAAACCAUGAAACUAUUCUCCGCGUUAGGAGCAAAAUAGAAGAACUUAUUGAUUGUUUUACUCAUUAUGGAUUAAUUUAA